GAGGGAAAGCGGCGAGUAAGAUGGAAGAUGAGGAGGUCGCUGAGAGCUGGGAAGAGGCGGCAGACAGCGGGGAAAUAGACAGACGGUUGGAAAAAAAACUGAAGAUCACACAAAAAGAGAGCAGGAAAUCCAAAUCUCCUCCCAAAGUGCCCAUUGUGAUUCAGGACGAUAGCCUUCCCGCGGGGCCCCCUCCACAGAUCCGCAUCCUCAAGAGGCCCACCAGCAACGGUGUGGUCAGCAGCCCCAACUCCACCAGCAGGCCCACCCUUCCAGUCAAGUCCCUAGCACAGCGAGAGGUCGAGUACGCCGAGGCCCGGAAGCGGAUCCUGGGCAGCGCCAACCCCGAGGAGGAGCAGGAGAAACCCAUUCUCGACAGGCCAACCAGGAUCUCCCAACCCGAAGACAGCAGGCAGCCCAGUAAUGUGAUCAGACAGCCUUUGGGUCCUGAUGGGUCUCAAGGCUUCAAACAGCGCAGAUAAAUGCAGGCAAGAAAAGAUGCCGCCGUUGCUGCCGUCACCGCCUCCUGGGUCGUCCGCCACGGGUUGCACUGCCGUGGCAGACAGCUGGACUUGAGCAGAGGGAACGACCUGACUUACUUGCACUGUGAUCCCCCUUGCUCCACCCACUGUGACCUUGAACCCCAUGCACUGUGACCUCCCCCCUUCUCCCCCUUCCCACUGCGAUUGGCACAUCGACAAGGGCUGUCCGAAGUCAAUGGAAAGGGAAAGGGUGGGGGUUAGGGGAAGGUUGGGGGGACCCAGCAAGGACUCGGAGAGUCAGACAGUGCCACUUGGCCACUUGGGGUAAAGCCAGUGCCAGCAAUAACAGUUUAUCAUGCUCAUUAAUUUGGGAUUUCAAAACACAAAUGAAAACUCACACCCACCCACCCCCAAGUGCAUGUCUCCAUCACUUAAAAAGUAAGUUCCAUUUGAAAAUAUCCUUUCUUUUUUUUUCUUCCUAUUUUUGUUUGUUUAUACAAAUAUCUGAUUUGCAAGAAAAAGUGCAUGGGAGAGGUUUUAGUGGUUUAAUGAAUUUUUAAUUAAGAAAGGGUAGUUUGGUAGUCUACUUAAAAAUGUUUCUGGGAAAUUCACUAGAAACAUUAACCAAUAUGAUUUUGGUGAGCUUAGCUUCUGUAUUCCUACUGCCGCCCGGAAAAGGGGCAGGGCUCUGCAGCCGCCAGGACAGAUGAGCACCCCAUGCCUAUACCUCCCUCCCCGAGCUAAGUCCCAGGGCAUCUGGGCCUUCCCUGGAGACUGGGCUAGCUCUGUAGGCUCGGAGAGCCUGGGGAGGGUGCCAACCCCACCUCUAGUAUUUUGGGAGAUAGGGAAAGUGAACCGACUUCCCCUUCCCAUACCCCUCAGGGUGGUUCCCUACCAGCCAGGCUUACUACUUCUAGAAGAAAGCAGAGUGCCAGGGAGUGAGAUUGCAUCCCUGGGCUUAGAAGUGAUGGAGAGAAGACUUGUUUAGUAUUUUGCCGUCAGCACAAGGAAAACCAGGAGAAAGUCUGCCUCCAGGACUCUGAGCCUUCUGCCUCGUAUGUUCAGAAGGUGGAUAGGUCUUCCCACUCCGGCAUGGCUUGAAGUCUUAGGGGUCUGCAGUGCUCCAUCUCCAUUGGUGGCCCCAGCUCAGUAACUAUACCUGGUACAUUUCCUGUGUGCAAUCAGUACCUUGAAGGCAGAACAUUCUGAAUAAAGUUGGAAAAAGAAAAAAAAAAUACAAAA
Messenger RNA from Gorilla gorilla gorilla (western lowland gorilla), 1721 nucleotides. Its product is annotated as SUZ domain-containing protein 1-like. Lineage: Eukaryota; Metazoa; Chordata; Mammalia; Primates; Hominidae. Bases 21 to 479 code for a protein of 152 amino acids. The transcript has a single exon. The record is from RefSeq and is a predicted model, not a curated record.